This is a messenger RNA of Paramecium primaurelia, 301 nucleotides long. The record is from the annotation of a GenBank genome assembly. Lineage: Eukaryota; Ciliophora; Oligohymenophorea; Peniculida; Parameciidae.
AAUAAAUGCAGGUCAAAUAUAAUUAUGUUUAAUGGGAACUAUUCUAAUUUUAAAUCUACAAAAUAGAUUGUAGUGUUUAAUUAAUAUAAAUUCUUAGUAUAAUGAUAAUAUAUUGAGGUAAAACUCAAACUAUUUAGUAAUUUUAUUACUAUUUUGAUUUAUUGAAUAAUAAAAUUUUAAAAUAAGAAUUAGAUAAAAUAAUUUUAAGUAUUAUGAACCUAAUAUUAGAUUUUGAUAUUAAUAAUACCUGUGUUUUGCAAGUAUUUACGUCUCCUCUCAUAAAAAAACAAAUUAUUAAUGU